Molecule: messenger RNA, 986 nt
Organism: Pararge aegeria (speckled wood butterfly)
Lineage: Eukaryota; Metazoa; Arthropoda; Insecta; Lepidoptera; Nymphalidae
Product: transmembrane protein 234 homolog
Exons: 2
Coding region: 292-894 (200 amino acids)
Biological process (GO): DNA catabolic process
Cellular component (GO): cytoplasm
Molecular function (GO): nucleic acid binding; 3'-5'-DNA exonuclease activity
Source: RefSeq, a predicted model, not a curated record
UUGGCAAAUGGCAAUCAAGUUGUGAUUGUUGUUAAUAUUUUUCUGUAGCUCGUAUUGGAUUCUAAAUAUCCCACUUAUAUAAAAGUUUAGUUUUUAUAGAUCGUGCUGUACAGUUAAAAUAUCAUAUUCAUUAGCUUAUGAAUCUGUGUUGCAUUAGAACUGCAACACUGCAAACAAAUGCACUGGGUAAAAAGCUAAUGUACACAGAUGCACAGAACAUUGAUAAGAAGAUGAAUUGAAAUGAGUCACCAAUACAGUAAACUAAUAUCGUUAUUAGUUUGAUUCACCAGAAUGUGGACGUAUUUAGCUCAAAAUGGACAUAAUUUUGACUUUCCAAUAUUCAAAAAUCAUCUUGUCAAACUUGGUAUAAGUUUAGCUGAUGAUCUAACCUGUGCAGAUUGUCUCCAUGCAUUCUACGACAUUAUGGAGGAAAUGAAAGAAGUUAACAUAAAACCUAAAACAGAUGUAGAUUUAAUUGAUGAAGAAAAUACAGUCAAUAGCAUAAAGCUACCAGAAAUAGAUGAAAUUGACUUCUAUAGUGACAAUACACUUAUUGCUAAAGCAGUUAAUGAAAAUACACCCAAACGUACUGUUAUUGGAUGUGGGAAUAAAACUCCCCAAAAACCCCAUUCUUCUUUAGCUAUAUCAAAGGCACGUAGAAGGUUCCCAUGGAGUAAAGGCAAGAAGCCAGCAGAAAAAUAUAAACUGAAGGACAUCUAUUACAGAUUGUUGAAUCGGGAAGCUGUAGAUGCUCAUCAUGCUGAGAAUGACUGUUUGAUGGCUCUGCAGUGUGCUGUAGCCUUAGGGGAACCUUUUGUGCGUUGGGUUGAUGACAAUCACUGUUUGUUUUCUGAAGUCAAACCUAUGACUCCCGGCACACCUCUGGGCAGUUAACAUUUUUGAUAUACCUUAUAUAUUGUUUGCAUGUUUUGUGAUACAACUAUUUGAUAUUUAUAUUUUUUAGUUAAGAUGAUAUUAUAUUAGCA